AUGGCUACGAAUUUUAACGACAUCGUCAAACAGGGCUAUGUGAAAAUGAAGAGCAGGAAAUUGGGGAUCUAUCGGAGAUGCUGGCUGGUGUUCAGGAAAUCCUCCAGUAAAGGGCCCCAGCGGCUAGAGAAGUAUCCGGACGAGAAGUCAGUGUGCCUGCGUGGAAGCCCAAAGGUCACGGAGAUCAGCAACGUGAAGUGCAUCACGCGAUUGCCGAAAGAGACCAAGAGGCAGGCCGUGGCCAUCAUCUUCACCGAUGACUCGGCCAGGACCUUCACCUGCGACUCGGAGCUGGAGGCCGAGGAGUGGUACAAGACCCUGUCCAUCGAGUGCCUAGGAGCACGUCUCAACGACAUCAGCCUGGGGGAGCCCGACCUCCUGGCUCCCGGGGUGCAGUGUGAGCAGACAGAUCGGUUCAACGUGUUCCUGCUGCCCUGCCCGAACCUGGACGUGUACGGGGAGUGUAAACUGCAGAUCACCCACGAAAACAUCUACCUCUGGGACAUGCACAACCCCCGGGUGAAGCUCAUCUCCUGGCCCCUGUGCUCGCUGCGCCGCUAUGGGCGCGAUGCCACCAGGUUCACCUUCGAGGCCGGCCGCAGGAUGUGUGACGCAGGGGAAGGGCUCUACACCUUCCAGACCCAGGAGGGAGAGCAGAUUUACCAGCGGGUGCACAGCGCCACCCUGGCUAUCGCAGAACAGCACAAGAGGGUCCUGCUGGAGAUGGAGAAGAACGUCAGGCUGCUGAACAAGGGCACAGAACAUUACUCCUAUCCCUGCACGCCCACCACCAUGCUGCCCCGGAGCGCCUAUUGGCACCACAUCACCGGCUCGCAGAACAUCGCCGAGUCCUCCAGCUACGCCGGUGAAGUGUACUCCGGGGCCCAGGCCAGCUCGGACACAGACCUCCUGAACAGGUUCAUCUUACUGAAGCCAAAGCCUGCAAAAAGCGGCAAGAGCGACAGCAAAGAGCCCAAGUCUGCUUCUCAGUGA
This is a messenger RNA of Emys orbicularis (European pond turtle), 993 nucleotides long. RefSeq names its product docking protein 4 (gene DOK4). The transcript is spliced from 8 exons. Gene Ontology annotation, cellular component: cytoplasm. Gene Ontology annotation, biological process: cell surface receptor protein tyrosine kinase signaling pathway; positive regulation of MAPK cascade; Ras protein signal transduction. Bases 1 to 993 code for a protein of 330 amino acids. Lineage: Eukaryota; Metazoa; Chordata; Testudines; Emydidae. The record is from RefSeq and is a predicted model, not a curated record.